AUGGCCAUCCCUCGAAUACACCCCGUCUACUCAACGCCCACCUUCUCCGCCCCAGACCCAGACUUUGUCAACGACAAGCUCAAAGCCGAGGAGAACAUCAUAUGUCGAAACACUACAGUUCCACUACCCAAUGUAUUAGCCUGCUACACUCACGGUCCUAUUGAUAGGGACCUUGAUGAUUACGGCAGUCUCUUUGACACAUAUAUAUUUAUGGACUUUGUUGAUGGCCAAACACUUGAUUCUGUAUGGGCCUCGUACAGUGAAGCUACCAAGGCAGAUACAUCCCAUUUGAAAUCGUAUAUGGAAGAUAUUCGCAGUAUUCGUGAGGAUGCGGAAUAUAUCGGCUCUGCGAACCACGGCCCUGUGACGAAUAUCACAUUGGAGAACUAUCAUGAUAAAGGGUCAGGCAUCUAA
This is a messenger RNA of Talaromyces atroroseus, 414 nucleotides long. RefSeq lists its product as hypothetical. The coding region runs from base 1 to 414 and encodes 137 amino acids. The record is from RefSeq and is a predicted model, not a curated record. Lineage: Eukaryota; Fungi; Ascomycota; Eurotiomycetes; Eurotiales; Trichocomaceae. The transcript has 2 exons.